Coregonus sp. 'balchen' is the source of this 9252-nucleotide messenger RNA. The record is from the annotation of a GenBank genome assembly. NCBI's taxonomy places the organism in Eukaryota, Metazoa, Chordata, Actinopteri, Salmoniformes, Salmonidae.
AUGGAGAGGAAGGGUAGAGGAGGGGAUGGAGGGGGAGAGGAGGAGUGGAGAGAGGAGGAGAUGGAGGAGGAGAUGGAGGAGGAGAUGGAGAGAAGAGAGAGGGCCGAGUGGAGGGAGAGAGGAGGCGAUGGGAGGGGGAGGGAUGGAGGGAGAGAGGAGGAAGAUGGAGGGGAGAGGAGGGAUGGAGGGCGAGAUUGGAGGGAGAGAGAGGAGAUGGAGGGAGAGGAGGCGGAGGGAGAUGGAGGGAGAGGGAGAGAUGGGGGGAGAUGGAGGGAGAGAGGAGGGGAGAUGGAGAGGAGAGGAGUAGAUUGGAGGGGUAUUGGAUGGAGAGAGGAGGAGAGGAGGGGGAGGAGGAGGAGAUGAGGGGAGAGAGAGGAGGAGAUGGAGGAGGGAGAGAGGAGGAGAGGGAGAGAUAGGGAGGAGAGGAGAAGAGGUAGAGAUUAGAGAAGUGCUGCUAUAGGAAGAGAGGUCAUGGAUGGAUGGAUGUUAUUCCUGUGUAAUUAACCACAAAAUUCUAUCCUGUGUAAUUAAACCAACAAACUAAUUAUUCCGGUGUAAUUAACCACAAAUAGUUAUUUCCUGGUAAUUAACCACAAACUAAUAUAUUCAGGUGUAAUUAACCAGCAACUAAUCUAUUGAUUAGUAAUAACCACAACUAAUCUUAUUCCUGGUUUAUUAACCACAAACUAAUCUAUUGAUUUAGUAAUUAACCACAACUAAUCUAUGAUUAGUAAUGUAACCAAAUAAGCUAGUGAUUAGUAAUAGACCACAACUAAUCUAUUCCUGUGUAAUUAACCCUACUAAUUCUAUUGAUAGUAAGUAAACCACAACUAAUUAUUCCUGUGUAAUGACCACAAUAAUCUAUUGAUUAGUAAUUAACCCACACUCAUCUAUGCCGUGUAAGUAAACCAACAACUAAUCUAUUGAUUAGUAAUUAACCACAACUAAUCUAUUGAUUAGUAAUUAACCACAACGAAUCUAUUGAUAUGUAAUUAACCACAACUAAUCUAUUGAUUAGUAAUUAACCACAACUAAUCUAUUGAUUAGUAAUUAACCCAACUAAUCUAGAGUAAUUAACCACAACUAAUCUAUUGAUUAGUAAUUAACCACAACUAAUCUAUUGAUUAGUAAUUAACCACAACUAAUCUGUUUUUUUUUUUGAUUCGUAAUUAACCACAACAAAUCUAUGCAUGUUAAUUAACACAACUACUCUAUGAUAGUAAUAACACAACUAAUCUAUUGAGUAGUAAUUAACCACAACUAAUUCUAUUGAUUAAGUAAUUAACCAAACUAAUCUAUUGAUUAGUGAAGAACCACACAACUAAUCAUUGAUUAGUAAUGCCCACAAGAAUUAUUGAUUAGUAAUAAACCACAAAUAAUCUAGUGUAGUAAUUAACCACAACAAAUAUUGAUGUGUAAUUACCACAAUAAUGUAUUCCUGUGUAAUUAACCACAACUAAUCUAUUGAUUAGUAAUUAACCACAACUAAUCUAUUCCUGUGUAAUUAACCACAACUAAUCUAUUGAUUAGUAAUUAACCACAACUAAUCUAUUCCUGUGUAAUUAACCACAACUAAUCUAUUGAUUAGUAAUUAACCACAACUCAAUCUAUUGAUUAGUAAUUAACCACAAAACUCAAUCUAUGGAGUAAGUAAUAACCACAACUUAAUCUAUUGAUUAGUAAUUAACUACAACAAAUCUAUUGAUGUGUAAUUAACCACAACUAAUCUAUUGAUUAGUAAUUAACCACAACUAAUCUAUUGAUUAGUAAUUAACCACAACUAAUCUAUUGAUUAGUAAUUAACCACAACUAAUCUAUUGAUUAGUAAUUAACCACAACUAAUCUAUUGAGUGUAAUUAACCACAACUAAUCUAUUGAUUAGUAAUUAACCACAACUAAUCUAUUGAUUAGUAAUUAACCACAACUAAUCUAUUCCUGUGUAAUUAACCACAACUAAUCUAUUGAUUAGUAAUUAACCCAACAAUCUAGUGUUAGUAAUAACCACAACUAACUAUGAUAGUAAUACACAACAUAAUCUAUUGAUAUAAUUAAAACCCAACUAUCUAUGCUUAGUAAUUAACCACAACUAAUCUAUGUUAGUUAAAUUAACCCAACUAAUCAUUGAUGGUAAUAACCCCAACUAGUUAUCCUGUGUAAUUAAACCACAUAAUCUAUUGAUUAGUAAUUAACCAAAACAAUCUAGUGAUUAGGAAUUAACAACAACUAAUAUAUGAUUUAGUAAUUAACCACAACAAAAUCUAUUCAUGUGUAAAUUAAACCACAAAACUAAUGUAUCCUGUGUAAUACCACAAACAAUAGCUUCUGGUGAAUUAACCACACUAAUCUAUUGUGUGUAUUAACAACACUAAUUCUAUCCGGUGUAAUUAACAACAAACUAAUCUAUUGAUUAGUAAGUAACCACAAAUAAUAUAUGAUUAGUAAUUAACCACAACCAUAUAUUCCUGUGUAAUUAACCACAAAACAAUCUAUUCCUGUUGUAAGUAACCAAAAAUUAAUCUAUGAUUAGUGUAAUUAACCACAACUAAUCUAUUCCUGUGUAAUUAACCACAACUAAUCUAUUCCUGUGUAAUUAACCACAACUAAUCUAUUGAUAGUUAAUUACACCAAAACUAAUUCUUCUGUGUUAAUUAAACCCAACUAAUCUAUUGAUUAGUAAUUAACCAAAAAACCUUUUUUUUUAAAAAAAUCCUAUUCCUGUGUAAUUAACAAUAAUAAUUCUACUGUUAGUAAUUAACCACAACUAAUCUAUUCCUGUGUAAUUAACCACUACUAAUCUAUUGAUGUGUAAUUAACCACAACUAAUCUAUUCCUGGGUAAUUAACCACUACUAAUCUAUUGAUUUGUAAUUAACCACAACUAAUGUAUUCCUGUGUAAUUAACCAACAAAAAUUAUAUGAUUAGUAAUUAACCACAACAAAUCUAUUCCUGUGUUGUAAAUUAUUAACCAUUACUUAAUCUAUUGAAGUAAUAACCCCAACUAAGUAUUCCUGUGUCAGCAGGCCCAGACACAAGACAUCGUCCCAACCAUUGGCUUCAGCAUAGAGAAGUUCAAGACAUCAAGGUAAUUCAUGAUGUGUAUUUGUUUUAGAGACAAUAAUGGAUGUAUGUACGAUGAUCAGAUGUUCAAAGCUAUACCUUGAAGGUUGUGGGGGGAACAUUGUCUUAACGUUACCAGUACCAUAUCCUUGGAUGUGUCCCAAGGGGAGCCGAUUCCAAACAUAGUGCAAAGAUAUUCUAUCCAGUUCUUACUAAAGCCAUCUCUUCUCUAAAGUCUUCUAAGCCAUCUCUUAUCUCCAGUCUUAUAAAAGCAUUAUUCUCUCCAGUCUUAAGCAUCUCUUCUCUCAGUCUUCUAAAGCCCUCUUCUUCUCUCCAGUCUCAAAAGGCAAUCUCUUCUCGCAGUUUUCUAAAGCCGUGUCUCUUCUCUACAGUUUCUAAGCAUCUGAUUCUCUCCAGUCUUCUAAAUCAAUCUCUUAUCUCCAGUCUCUAAAACUCUCUCUUCUCAGUCUUAUAAAGCUUAUUCUCUCCAGUCUUCUAAAUCAUCUCUUCUCUCAGUCUUCUAAAGCCAUCCUUCUCUCAGUUUCAAAGAAAUCUCUUCAUAUCAAGUCUCUUAUAAGCCAUAUAUUCUCUCCAGUCUUCUUUUCCUAAUAGCCAAUCUCUUAUCUCCAGUCUUCUUUAUAAGCCACUCUUCUAUCCCAGUCUUUUUCUAAAGCAUCUCUUCUCUCCAGUAUUUAUUCUAAAGCCAUCAUAUUCUCCCAGUCUUAUUCUAAGCCAUAUCUAUCUCCAGCUUCUUCUAAAGCCAUUCUCUUAUAUCCAGAUUCUUCUAAAGAAAUCUCUUCUCGUCCAGUGCUUCUUAAAAGCCUAUCUCUUCUCUCCAGUCGUCUUCUAAAGCCAUCUAUUCUACCAGUCUUCUUCCUACAAGCCAUAUCUUCUCUCCAGUCUUCUUCUAAAGCCAGAUCUCUCUCCAGUCUUCUUACUUAAAGCCAUCAUCUUCUCUCAGUCUUCGUCUUAUUUAACGACAUAGUCUCUACAUCUUCUAAAGCCAUUCGAUUCCUCCAGUCUUCUUCUAAAGCCAUCUCUUCUCUCCAGUCUUCUUCUAAAUCCAUCUCUUCUCUCCAGUCUUCUUCUAAAUCCAUCUCUUCUCUCCAGUCUUCUUCUAAAUCCAUCUCUUCUCUCCAGUCUUCUUCUAAAUCCAUCUCUUCUCUCCAUCUUCUUCUAAAUCCAAUCUUUCUCCUCUAAGGCUUCUUCUUAAAUCAAUUAUCUUUCUCUCCAGUCUUCUUCUAAAUACAUAUCUUCUCUACCAGUCUUCUUCUAAAGCAAUCUCUUAUCUACGUAUUCUUUAAAUAAUCCAUCUCUUCUCUCAGUAUCUAUUCUAAAGCCAUCUCUUCUCUCCAUCUAUAAAGCCCAUAUCUUCUCUCCAGUCUUCUUCUAAAGCCAUCUCUUCUCUCCAGUCUUCUUUAAAGCCAUCUCUUCUAUCCAGUCUCUUCUAAAGCCAUUCGUUCUCCAGUAUUCUCUAAGCAUCCUUCUCUCCAGAUAUUCUUCAAAAGCCUCUCUUCUUCUCCAGUCUUCUAAUCCAUUCUUCUCUCCAGUCUAUUAUAAAGCAAUCUUUUCUCAGUCUUCUCUAAAAGCCAUCGCUUAUCUCAAGUCUUCUAAAUCCAGCUUUCUCUCCAGUCUUCUUCUAAAGCCAUAUCUUCUCUACAGAUUUUAUAAAGCCAUCUCUUCUCUCAGUCGUCUUUAAAUCAAUUAUCUUAUCUCCAGUCUUCUUCUAAAGCCAUCUCUCUCUCCAGUCUUCUUCUAAAUCCAUCUCUUCUCUCCAGUCUUCUUCUAAAGCCAUCUCUUCUCUCCAGUCUUCUUCUAAAGCCAUCUCUUCUCUCCAGUCUUCUUCUAAAGCCAUCUCUUCUCUCCAGUCUUCUUCUAAAGCCAUCUCUUCUCUCCAGUUUUUAUAAAAGCAUCUCUUCUCUCAAGUCUUCUAAGACAUCUCUUCUCCUAAAGUCUUUCUUCUAAAGCCAUCUCUUCUCUCCAGUCUUCUUCUAAAGCCAUCUCUUCUCUCCAGUCUUCUAAAUCCAUCUCUUCUCUCCAGUCUUCUUCUAAAGCCAUCUCUUCUCUCCAGUCUUCUUCUAAAUCCAUCUCUUCUCUCCAGUCUUCUUCUAAAUCCAUCUCUUCUCUCCAGUCUUCUUCUAAAAGCCAUCUUUCUACUCAAGUCGUAUUCUAAUCCUCUUUCUCUACCAGUCUUCUUCUAAAGCCAUCUCUUCUCUCCAGUCUUCUUCUAAAGCCAUCUCUUCUCUCCAGUCUUCUUCUAAAGCCAUCUCUUCUCUCCAGUCUUCUUAAGAAAGCCAUAUCUUCUUCUCCCAGUCGGAUUCUAAAGGCAAAUCUCUUCUAUAGUUUAUUAAAUCCAUCUCUUAUUCAGUCUUCGUUCUAAGCUCUCUUCUCUCCAGUCCUUUUCCUAUCUAAAGCAUCUCUUUCUCUCCAGUCGUAUUCUAAAUCCAAUCUCUUCUUACAGUCUUUUAUCUAAAGCAUCUACUUCUCUCCAGUCGUCUUCUAAAUCCAUCUCUUCUCUCCAGUCUUCUUCUAAAGCCAUCUCUUCUCUCCAGUCUUCUUCUAAAGCCAUCUCUUCUCUCCAGUCUUUACGCCAUCUCUUAUCUCCAGUUCGUUCUAACAUCAUCGAUUCUCUCCAGUCUCUUCGAAAUCAAUUCUAGUCUCUCCAGUCUUCUUCUAAAGCCAUCUCUUCUCUCCAGUCUUCUAAAGCCAUCUCUUCUCUCCAGUCUGUCCUUCACAGUGUUCGACAUGGCUGGCCAAGGGAGAUACAGAAACCUCUGGGAGCAUUACUACAAGUGAGUCUGUUCACUUUACCAGCGCAUACACACACACACACACACACACACACACACACACACACACACAACACACACACAAAUACAGCGAUACACACAACAAACACACACCACACACACACACAAAACACACCACACACAAUACAGCGAUACCACACACACCACACACACACACACACAGUGAUACACACACACACACACACACACACAACACACCCACACACACAACACACACACACACACACACACAACACAAAGUGAUAACACAAACACACACAACCACAACAUACAGGACCACACACACAUACAGUGAAUACCACAGACACACACCACCACAAGGACACACACAGUGAUAAACACACCAAAGUGACACACUGACACACACAACAGUGUCAAACGCACACACACACAAACGGUGAUGCACACCAUACUGAUCUCCUACUGGUGCUAACACAGGGUAGGUAGUAAUGGUAGUGGAAUCUGUUUACCCUAACCCCUUCCCCCCCAGGGAGGGUCAAGCCAUAAUUCUUUUUCGGUGGUGGAAAUAUGGAGACAAAAUGUUGAGGAUGGGGGGGGUACAAGAAGAAAUGGAUACGUCCUCACCACCCAGGGAAUCAUCCUCCCACAUUAAUAACCUCCUAAACCACCCAGGUGAAUUCAUCAUCCCUUAUACACCUCCUCAACCACCCAGUGUGGAAUCACCUCCACAAUUAUACGCUCCUCAACCAACGGUGAAAUCACCCUCCCAAUUAUACAACUCCUCAACCACCCAGGGGAAUAAUCCUCCACAUUUAUACGCUCCUCAACACCCAGGUGAAUCAUCUUCCACAUUAUACACUCCUCAACCACAGGUGAAUCAUCCUCCACAUUAUACACCUCCUCAACCACCCAGGUGAAUUAAUCCUCCAUUAUACGCUCCUCACACCCAGGGGAAUCUCCUCCACAUUAUACACUCCUCAACACCAGGUGAAUCAUCAUCCAAUAUAUCACACCCUCAAAUACAAACACCCAGAGCUGAAUAUCAGUCACCACAUUAUACGUCCUCAACCACCCAGGUGAACUCAUCCUCCACCAUUAUACGCUCCUCAACCACCAAGGUGAAUCACCCACCUACCACACAAAGGUCAGAGAGGAAAGAAAUAACACGAGAGAAAAGGGAACGUGAGAAGAAAGGUGUGAAAUAUGCAAAGAGGGUACGUCCUCAACUCACCAGGUGAUAAUGCUCCACAUAGACGCUCAUAAACCACCCAGGUGAAUCAUCCUCCACAUUUUACACGCUCCUCAACACCAGGUGACUAUCCUCCACAUAUAAAGCAUCAACCACCCAGCGUGUUGAAUAAUUCCUCCACAUUAUACACCCUCAUAAACCCCCAGGUGAAUCAUCUCCCCAUAGACAAUCCUCAACCACCCAGGAUCAUCCUCCACAUAUUAACACUCCUCAACACCCAGGUUGAAUCCAUCUCCAUUAUACACUCCUCAACCACCCAGGUGAAUCAUCCUCCACAUUAUACACCCUCCUCACCCACCCAGGGGAAUCAUCCUCCACAUUAUACACUCCUCAACCACCCAGGUGAAUCAUCCUCCACAUUAUACACUCCUCAACCACCCAGGUGAAUCAUCCUCCACAUUAUACACUCCUCAACCACCCAGGUGAAUCAUCCUCCACAUUAUACACUCCUCAACCACCCAGGUGAAUCAUCCUCCCCAUUAUACACUCCUCAACCACCCAGGGGAAUCAUCCUCCACAUUAUACACUCCUCAACCACCCAGGUGAAUCAUUCUACACAUUAUACACUCCUCAACCACCCAGGUGAAUCAUUCUACACAUUGAUUCACAUAGAACUGGAUACACUCCUCAACCAUCCAGCCAAGACUUACCAACACAUAUCAUUUGAACCAAGACUUACCAACACGUAUCAUUUGAACCAAGACUUACCAACACGUAUCAUUUGAACCAAGACUACCAACACAUAUAAUUUGAACCAAGACUUACCAACACGUAUCAUUUGAACCAAGACUUACCAACACAUAUAAUUUGAACCAAGACUUACCAACACAUAUCAUUUGAACCAAGACUUACCAACACGUAUCAUUUGAACCAAGCCAAGACUUACCAACACAUAUAAUUUGAACCAAGACUUACCAACACAUAUCAUUUGAACCAAUACUUACCAACACGUAUCAUUUGAACAAAGCCAAGACUAACCAACACGCAUAAUUUGAACCAAGCCAAUACUAACCAACACGCAUAAUUUGAACCAAGCCAAGACUAACCAACACGUAUCAUUUGAACCAAGCCAAGACUAACCAACACGUAUCAAUUAUGGGGUAUUGUGUGUAGGCCAGUGACAGACAAUCUGAAUUGAAUCCAUUUUUAAAUUCAGGCUGUAACACAACUUUCUGAAGGCGCUGUUUGUGUCUGUCCCUGACGUCUAACCCUGGUCCAUCUAGACAUCAAGCACCGGCGGAUCCCCCUGCUGUUCUUUGCCAACAAGAUGGACGUGAGAGACGCCCUGUCUUCAGUCAAGGUCUCCCAGCUACUCUGUCUGGAGAACGUCAAGGACAAGCCCUGGCACAUCUGGUAGGUGGACUAGUUAUUUGCACCCACAAUCCAUGUUUCUAGACCAGGACCAGGAUUCAGUCAGUUACAGUGCAUUAGAUUUCAUAGGGUCUGUUUUGUCCAACCUCCAGAACAGGCCUUUUUUAUACGACAAAACCCCCUGCCCUUUUCCAAUCGUUGUCGAAGCGUUGGGUCCCUUCGCUGACUUGCUCUUUCGUGUCUGUUUCAGUGCCAGUGACGCUGUGAAAGGAGAGGGCUUACAAGAAGGGGUUGAUUGGCUCCAAGGUAUGGCAGACAUUCCACACUCUCACGGUUUCUCUCAGCUCGCUAAAUGUAUCUGAUUGUUUUACCAUAGAUGCGCGGAAACCGUAGCUUCAUUAAAAUCGUGGUUUAUUUUCCAUUUGACUUCAUCUAUAGAUGAAAUGUCGCUGUGAGUAUUUGAUGUCUGUAGUGUUUUUAGUGCAAGUAGAAUGUCUGCUGACCUGUAGCUGACUAAGCAGUAGAAACCCCCCAUAAGGUCCUUUAGUCAAUGUUGUCCCAGUCGUCUCCCCUUUGGGUCAAUGUUCCCCUUCUGCCUGUAUGUGACGUGUCUUUUAGGUCCCUAUAAACCUUCAUAGCUCCUCUAUGACCUCUUAUAACCCUUCCCCCCUCUUGGAGAACCAAAUUGAGAUCUGAUUGUCCUCCAUUUUUUUUUUAUCCAGAUCAAAUCAGAACGAUGAGAACGUGAGAGGUUGAGAGAACAUCGUCUGGGUGGCGUCAUGGCAACACUGGAGUCCUCCGGGCGUUGACCCCCAUGGUGUACAUUCUCAACAUGCCCCCACCCACCACCACCGCCGCCGCCAC